CUAGAAGCAUAUUUUGAGAGUGAGUGAGAGAAAAUGAGUGACAGAGGUGGAAAUGCCUGUGAUAACACCUGUGGCUGCACAGUUCCAUGCCCUGGCGGUUCUUCUUGCAGGUGCAGGAGUGCUUCCACUACAGCGGGAGGAGGAGGAGGUGAACACGUGACAUGCACGUGCGGAGAGCACUGUGGAUGCAAUCCAUGCUCAUGUCCCAGAACUGCUGCUGCUGGAAGUGGAUGCAGAUGUGGUUCAGAAUGUGCAUGUGUCUCUUGCCACAGUUAAACAACAUCAUAGUUUAAACCAGCUAUCCUAAUUAAUAUAUGCUUUCUACUACAUAAGUACUCAUAUGUUAAGGUUUUUCCUUAUGCAGUAGGCAUAAUAUGUUAUGCCCUCUUGUACUUGAGAACUAUCAAUCAUAAAUAAAAUAUGUAUUAAGCUGUUGUACUUGAAAAUUAUGAAUCAUAAAUAAAAUACGUAUUAAGAGAAA
Messenger RNA from Vigna radiata var. radiata (mung bean), 481 nucleotides. Its product is annotated as metallothionein-like protein 4B. The record is from RefSeq and is a predicted model, not a curated record. NCBI's taxonomy places the organism in Eukaryota, Viridiplantae, Streptophyta, Magnoliopsida, Fabales, Fabaceae. The transcript has a single exon. Bases 34 to 276 code for a protein of 80 amino acids. Gene Ontology annotation, molecular function: zinc ion binding.